AUGGCGCGCCAGUACCUCGCGCUCGCGCUGCUGCUGCUCGCGGUCACCAUCUCGACGACCGCCGUGACAACAGCGAAUGGCGCGACGCUCGUCAUCAGCAACAUCGACCGCAGCCUGACGGUCGACAACUACACCAUCUACGGCCAGACCAUAUACGACAACGAAACCGGCGCCCUCGUCAAGCCGACGAAGAACCCCGACGGGUCGCUCACGGUGGAAGGCAAGUACACGUGGUACCCGAACGGCACCAUCGCCGCUCCUGGUGUGACUAUAUACAUCGCCGGCGCGGCCAGCUUUGUGGAGAUUGCCAACACGAAGCUGUUCGGCAAGGGCGGCAUUGCGCGAAACGCGGCGACGGGCGCGGUGAUCCCGUGGGUUGAGAAUCCCGAUGGCUCGUUCACCGCCGGCGACAUCACCGGCUGGGCGAACGGCACGUUCCGCGGCUCUAAUGGCGUCGUGCUGCGAACACGACUCUCGUUCAAACCAACGAAUGGCGGCGGAAGCACCGGUAGCGGCGGAGGCACGGGCACCGGCGGAAGCACGGGAACAGGCGGAGGCACGGGCACCGGUGGUGGCACGGGCACCGGCGGAAGCACGGGAACAGGCGGAGGCACGGGCACCGGUGGUGGCACGGGCUCCGGCGGAGGCACGGGCACUGGCGGAGGCACGGGCACUGGCGGAAGCACGGGCACUGGCGGAAGCACGGGCACGGGCGGAGGGACGGACACCGGCGGAGGCACGGGCACUGGCGGAAGCACGGGCACUGGCGGAAGCACGGGCACUGGCGGAAGCACAGGCACUGGCGGAAGCACGGGUACGGGCGGAGGCACUGACACCGGCGGAAGCACGGGCACUGGCGGAAGCACGGGCACUGGCGGAAGCACGGGCACCGGCGGAAGCACGGGCACUGGCGGAAGCACAGGCACCGGCGGAAGCACGGGCACCGGCGGAAGCACGGGCACCGGCGGAAGCACAGGCACCGGCGGAAGCACGGGUACUGGCGGUGCCACGGGCACGGGCGGAGGCACCGGCACGGGCGGAGGCACCAGUACGGGCGGAGCCACGGGCACGGGCGGAGGCACCGGUACGGGCGGAAGCACGGGCACUGGCGGAGGCACGGGCACGGGCGGAAGCACAGGCAGUGGCGGAGGCAUGAACCCUGACGGCAGUGUGGCGUUGGGCGCGGACUACAAGGUGCUGCCCAACGGCAUGGUGGUGGACUCCUCUGGCAAACCCGUCAAGCCCGUCGCCAAUCCCGAUGGCUCGUUCACCGUCGGCGGCAAGUACACUGCCUACCCCAACGGCACGAUUGUGGGUCCCGGCGGGUCGGUGGUAGAAACCGGCAAGAAAUUCACCGUCAAUCCAGACGGCACCAUCGCUGUCACUCCCGACCCCAGCAGCACCAACCUGACUGUCAACCCCGAUGGCAGCCUGUCCUUCGGACCGGGCUACACCAUGUUACCUAGCGGCCUGGUGGUUGACUCCACUGGAGCUUUUGUCACGCCCACUCUCAACCCGGAUGGGUCGUAUUCUGUUAACGGUGACUACACGGUGUACACCAAUGGCACGGUCACUGCUCCCGGUGUUUCAAUCGCCACUGUCUCCGGCGCGCCUGAAUACACAAUUGGCGGCACGACGAUGCUGGCGAAUGGCACGGUGCUGGACGCGGCUAGGAAGCCGAUCAAGCCGAUGGCGAACGCAGAUGGGUCGUUCACAGCGGGUGACAUCACAGGGUUUCCGAACGGCACACUUUUGGGCGCCAACGGUGCGGUUGUCAACACUGGCAAGCAGUUCGCCGUUGCCCCUGAUGGCACCAUCGCCGUCACCUCUCCUGCGCCUGGCUCCAUCCCUGCGCCUGGCUCCAUCCCUGGCCCCAUUCCCUCGGACCCCAGCAGCACCAAUCUGACGUUCAACCCCGAUGGCAGCCUGUCUUUCGGGCCCGGCUACACCAUGCUGGCAAACGGCACGGUGCUUGACUCCUCUGGAGCCCCUGUUGCUCCCAUUCGCAAUCCGGAUGGGUCCUACUCCGUCGGCGCUGGCUACACUGCCUACCCCAACGGCACGCUCGCAGCUCCUGGUGUUGCCAUCGAUCUCGUCGGCGCGCCUGGGUACACAAUAGGUGGCACGAAGAUGCUGAAAAAUGGCACGGUGCUGGACGCGGCUGGAAAGCUGAUCACGCCGACAGAUAAUGGGGAUGGGUCGUUCACAGCGGGGGACAUCACAGGGUAUGAGAACGGCACACUCGUGGGCGCCAAUGGUGCGGUGGUCAACACUGGCAAGCAGUUCACCAUCGGCCCCGAUGGCACCAUCACUGUCACCUCUGCUGCCCCUGGUUCCAUCCCCGCGCCUGGCUCUGCCCCUGCGCCUGGUUCUAUCCCUGCGCCUGCGCCUGCGUCUGGUGGCUCUGAGCCUGCACCUGGAUCCCAGACUGCACCUGGAUCCCAGACUGCACCUGGCUCUGAGACUGCUCCUGGCUCCAGCCCUGCUCCUAGCUCCAGCCCUGCUCCUAGCUCCAGCCCUGCACCUGGGUCCAACCCUGGUCCCACUCCCUCCAACCCCAGCGGCACCAGGCUGACGUUCAACCCGGACAACACCUUGUCCUUCGGGCCCGGCUACACUCUCUUGCCCAACGGCACAGUCACUGACUCCACUGGCUUUGCUGUCUCUCCCACUCGCAACCCAGACGGCUCCUUCACUGUCGGCGGCGACUACACUGCCUACCCCAACGGCACGCUCACUGCUCCUGGCGUUGCUGUCAGCAUGGCCGGCACGACCGCUGUCACAAUUGGCAGCACGACGAUGCUGGCCAAUGGCACGGUGCUGGACGCGGCGGGAGCUCCCAUUGUGCCGAUGGAUAACGGGGAUGGGUCGUUCACGGUGGGUGACAUCACAGGGUUUGGGAACGGCACACUUGUGGGCGCCAACGGUGCCGUGGUCAACACUGGCAAGCAGUUCGCCAUCGGCCCUGAUGGCACCAUCACCGUCGGCGCUCCUGGCUCUGCCCCUGCGCCUGGCUCCCUCCCCGGCCCCGUUCCUUCCCCGGGGCCUCCCCCUUCCAGCGGCGGCAGCGUGACGUUCAACCCUGAUGGCAGCCUGUCGUUUGGACCCGGCUACACUCGCUUCCCCAACGGCACGGUUGUGGACUCCGCCGGUGCGCUUGUCUCCCCCACCAAGAGCACAGACGGAUCUGUCUCUGUGGGCGGAGACUACACCUUCUACCCCAACAACACCUUCACUGCACCCGGCCUCUCCUUUGCUCAGACUGGUGGGCGCCUCACCAUCGGAGCCACGACCAUCCUGGCCAAUGGCACGGUGCUGGAUGCAGCAGGGCAGGUGAUUCAGCCAACGGUGAACUCGGAUGGAUCAGCAGCGACGGCGGGAGAUCUGACGGUGUACAGCAACAGCACCAUCACUGGGACGAACGGUGCGGCUGUGAAUACCUUCAGAAAGACCACCAUCAGCCCCGAUGGCACCAUCAGCUUUGGUGACGUCACUCCCAGCCCCAGCCCCGGCACCACUCCUGCAUCUCCUACUCCCUCCUCCCCAGCUGCCGCACCGCCACCACCCAAGCCUGCUGGUUCUCUCACUUCACCGGUCACUGUCUUGACCACCGCAAUCACUGUUGCGCUCAGCUCCCUGCUCUUUGUGUAG
Closterium sp. Naga37s-1 is the source of this 3651-nucleotide messenger RNA. NCBI's taxonomy places the organism in Eukaryota, Viridiplantae, Streptophyta, Zygnematophyceae, Desmidiales, Closteriaceae. The record is from the annotation of a GenBank genome assembly.